Messenger RNA from Pneumocystis murina B123, 405 nucleotides. RefSeq lists its product as hypothetical. Bases 1 to 387 code for a protein of 128 amino acids. Gene Ontology annotation, biological process: proton motive force-driven ATP synthesis. The transcript has 2 exons. NCBI's taxonomy places the organism in Eukaryota, Fungi, Ascomycota, Pneumocystomycetes, Pneumocystales, Pneumocystaceae. The record is from RefSeq and is a predicted model, not a curated record. Gene Ontology annotation, molecular function: proton transmembrane transporter activity.
AUGCAAAGAACAGCAAAAUUAGUAGAAACAGGCCAAAAAAUCUUUAAAACUUUAAUAACAAAAACAAAGAAAAGUUGUGAAAAAAUAAAAACAGCAAGUAAUGUUUUUUAUCAACCAAAUAAUUAUCGAGUUUUAUUUGAAUAUAAUGCACAAGUUGCACGAGAACUCAUAAAACAAGUUUGGAUUCAAGAGCGACUGAAACCGCCCUCAGUUGCAGAAAUUAAAUAUACAUAUAGAAAAAUUCCUCAAUAUACAAACAUUUCAUAUUUUUAUUCUUUAUCACAAAAAGAAUGGAUUCGGCUUGGAAUUUUUUCUCUUCAAGUAUAUGGAUUCUUUAAAAUUGGGGAGAUAAUUGGGAGACGUCAUAUCGUAGGUUAUAAAAUUUAAUAAUAUAUUAUAGUUUAA